Sphaeroforma arctica JP610 is the source of this 155-nucleotide messenger RNA. RefSeq lists its product as hypothetical. Gene Ontology annotation, molecular function: ATP binding; ABC-type transporter activity. Gene Ontology annotation, biological process: transmembrane transport. The transcript is spliced from 2 exons. The annotation marks the transcript as partial. Lineage: Eukaryota; Ichthyosporea; Ichthyophonida. The record is from RefSeq and is a predicted model, not a curated record. Gene Ontology annotation, cellular component: membrane.
AUGCUGUUUCUACUGGUGCCGCUUUCAACAGUGUUGGGACGCAUAGGCGCGUAUGUGCGAAGUAAACAUAUGCCCAUCACAGACGACCGUGCUCAGGCAACUACAGAGCUACUGCAUGGUAUCCGUGUGGUCAAGCUCUUCGGAUGGGAGAUGUC